AUGAACCAAGCAAGCCAGUACGGAGCCGCCCCGAGACGAACUAAUACAUAUGGCUCUCAACAUGAAGAACUCCAUAUUUCUUCUUCCACUAUGAGCCAUAGCGGCCAAAUCUCUCCGCGGGACUAUACUACCGCUCCCGCUCCGCACAUCAAGCUCGAGCAGCCCGCAUCGCAACCCGUCAACCCCCAAUACCAAACUUCGGGUGUGCCCAACAUCCUUCAACCUGGAGGACUAGCCCCCGGUCGUCCCCCCGCUCUGAGUGCCAAUACCGCCCCUACCCUACCCACAAUGUCCGGUAUACAACAUUCUCCGAGCGAGUACGCUUCGCCGUCUAAACCUCCGACUCUGAGUUUAACAGCACACGGCUAUUCUCGCUCCAGUCCUUCCGCCCCUUACGAAAAUCCUUCUACUUCCUACUCUCCCUAUACCCCUACGACCCCGGGAGGAUCUAACCCCGGCCCAUCCCAGUACAUGUCGCCUCAAGAUCCUAAAUAUACCGCUCCGGGUUCUCAACGAAAUAUUUCCAACACGCCGCUCGGCCUAGCAGACAUACGGCCUCGAGCCGACUCGAGUCUAUCCGACGGCCCGCCCGGUACCUUAGCCUACGAGCUCGCCAAUGUCCAUCCAUCGACUAGCAAUUACUUGGCUCCUUGGGCGCUCUACGCUUUUGACUGGUGCAAAUGGACUCCCCAAGGCAGGGGAGCUGGCAAGGUCGCCAUUGGAAGCUACCUAGAAGAUGGCCAUAACUUUAUCCAAAUACUCGACACACAGAUUAUUAAUACCCCUUCCGAUAUAUAUACCCCCGGCUCGUCCAAGUAUAGCAUGGAGUUUACCAAGGUCGCGGAGGCAACGCAUUCAUACCCCGUAACUCGCCUCCUAUGGGAACCUCCAUCUUCCCAGAAGCAGUCUACAGAUCUACUAGCUACUUCUGGCGAUCAUCUUCGACUAUGGUCGCUGCCAUCCGACUCCCAACCCUCUCAUUCCAAUAAUAUAACUAAGCCGAACCUGGGUACACCCAUAACGAAGCUUACGCCGUUAGCACUAUUGUCUAAUUCCAAGACACCGGAUCACACAGCACCUCUCACGUCGCUGGAUUGGAAUACCGUCUCGCCCAGUCUCAUUAUCACCUCCAGCAUAGACACGACUUGCACAAUUUGGGAUAUUCCGUCCCUAACAGCCAAGACGCAACUUAUUGCUCACGAUAAGGAAGUCUACGAUGUUCGAUUUUGUGCUAAUAGUGUGGACGUGUUCGUCAGCUGUGGGCAAGAUGGAAGUGUGCGAAUGUUCGACCUUCGCAGUUUGGAACAUAGUACUAUUAUCUAUGAACCAACCGCCAAGGAUGAUCGAGACGUGAAUGGUGGGAGGAUAAGCCCGACGCUAGCCCAGCAAACCAUGUCCCAUGCACCACCCUUACUGAGGCUGGCAACCUCACCACAUGAUACGUAUCUUUUAGCCACAUUUGCUCAAGAUUCCAACGUCAUUCGCAUCCUCGAUGUACGACAGCCAGGCCAGGCAUUGCUAGAACUACGCGGUCAUGGCGGGUCCGUGAGUUCGGUCGAAUGGUCUCCCAGCAGGAGAGGUUUGCUUGCCUCAGGUGGCGAUGAUUGUCAAGUACUACUGUGGGACCUUAUUAACAGUACCCCCACCCCCGGCUCGUCCUCCAAUGGCGCUGGGUCGGCAGAGAAGCAUCUGAAUCCAGUUGCCAGCUGGCAGUGUGACUACGAAGUUGGUAAUCUUGGCUGGGCUCCUCCUCUCCAUACUGGCGAGGGUGUUGGCGACUGGCUUGGCGUCAGCGGUGGACGAGGAGUCUGGGGCGUCAAGAUCUGA
Messenger RNA from Daldinia caldariorum, 1827 nucleotides. Its product is annotated as WD40 repeat-like protein. Gene Ontology annotation, molecular function: protein binding. The transcript is spliced from 3 exons. Lineage: Eukaryota; Fungi; Ascomycota; Sordariomycetes; Xylariales; Hypoxylaceae. Gene Ontology annotation, cellular component: nucleus. The record is from RefSeq and is a predicted model, not a curated record. Bases 1 to 1827 code for a protein of 608 amino acids.